Messenger RNA from Dreissena polymorpha, 1389 nucleotides. RefSeq lists its product as uncharacterized. The coding region runs from base 437 to 1087 and encodes 216 amino acids. Gene Ontology annotation, molecular function: protein binding; zinc ion binding. The transcript has 3 exons. The record is from RefSeq and is a predicted model, not a curated record. NCBI's taxonomy places the organism in Eukaryota, Metazoa, Mollusca, Bivalvia, Myida, Dreissenidae.
UUUAAGUCGGUUGUGGGAUUUAGAAGACAACAUAAUGCACUUAUUUGUAAGGUUGAAGUGAAGGACAUAUUUAAAUAUAUUAACUAACUGUGUUUGUGUGUGUGUAAGUGUCUUCAUUAAUAUUCGUUCUGUUCAUAGAGAAGUAAGCAUAAUUACAGUGAAUACACAGUAUUUCGUAAAAAGGACUAAUCAAAAUAGGUAUCUGUUGCAAAAUGGCAACUUCUGUUGGUUCUGUUCAAAACUGUUCAGACUUAGUGAAGGACUAUGUGUGUGACGCUUGCGAAAGUAGAAAAUUUAAAGAAAGUGCUGAUUAUUUUUGUGAAACAUGUAUGAAGUUGUUUUGUGGAAAAUGCAUUGAUCCUCAUGAUCAAAUGUGUAUGGAAACCAUUCGAAAUAUGGUAUAGGAGAAACAAAUAAAUGGCCUCUCUCAAAGAAAAUGGAGGAUUUGCUCCUGAAAUGUGAUGUCCACAGAGAAGAGAAACUGAAAAUGUUUUGUCAGGACCACAGUCAGCUGUGUUGCUCUGAUUGUGUUUUAAUGAAUCACAGAUUGCAGUUUAUCUCUGUGACCAAUGGGCAGCUGAUGAAUGGGAGGAAAUUAUCAUUACAACAUGCUGCCUAUGGUAUUGCCCACCAUCAGGGAGCAUUGUAUGUCACCUCUGACACUGCCUUGUACCACUACACUCUGACAGGAACACUGGUGAACAAAUUGCAUAAGGAUGCAGAGGCCUCCUAUAGAGUGUGUAGAUGUGCAGUAAGUCCUUCUGGGGACCGGAUCUAUGUCACCAACUUCUCCCAGCACAAGCUCCUCACCUUGGCUACCAAUGGGACCCUGAUAUCCACCUUUGAUCACAGUGAACUACAAGGCCCAUGGGGUGUACACGUUGCACCUGCUGGACAAGUGCUAGUCUGCGGAUUCAGCUCAAAUACCAUGGUACAGCUGGAUCGUGAGGGAAGUAAGAAACUGGCAACUCUGGCGUCACAGAGAGAUGGCCUGAUCCAACCAGUGUCUGUCUGCUACAACACCAACAUUCACCAGAUCAUUGUGGGACGAAUCAACAGUAAAGUCAUUGUUAUGAACUUACAAUAGUUCUUCAAAUGGGAAAAAUGAUGUUUGCACAUUUUUAAAUGUAAUUUCCAUUUUCCUUUGAAUGGUCAGUUAAGUAGGAGCAGUACAUGUCUAGGUUACAAAAAUACAUGUAUUUAAUCCUUUGCUUUUAACAAGAAAUUAAACGUAAUUUUGAAAAUGAGUCUUUAUUUAAUGCUCUGAAGAUUGCAACAUUAAAAACAAGAAUGUACCAACACUUUCUAUACUGUUAAUGCUGAUAAGUUCUUUAGUCUGACUUUAUGUCAUGUUUUAUGUUCAGUCAUUAUUAAGGUGUAUUAAAAUGG